Molecule: messenger RNA, 2892 nt
Organism: Neogale vison (American mink)
Lineage: Eukaryota; Metazoa; Chordata; Mammalia; Carnivora; Mustelidae
Gene: ACKR5
Product: G protein-coupled receptor 182
Exons: 2
Coding region: 179-1324 (381 amino acids)
Biological process (GO): G protein-coupled receptor signaling pathway
Cellular component (GO): membrane
Molecular function (GO): G protein-coupled receptor activity
Source: RefSeq, a predicted model, not a curated record
CCCUGACCCUCUCCCACGGAGCUUCAGCCAGUGAUACUGCUUCCCGGAUGAGAAGGACGGCCCUGAAGCCCACAGCGAAGCCAGCCCCACGGCCACCGGCCCUCCAGUCUCCUCACGGCUCUGCAACAGCCCAGACCAGAAGCGCUCCCGACAGAAACGCAGGCGUGCACCAGUCCUAAUGUCGGUCAAGGACAACAUGGCACCUGCCCCCACAGAAGGCUUCACCACGGCACCUGCUAGUGACUUCGGAGAGAUCCACAACUGGAAUGAGCUGCUCUACUUCUUCAACCACACCUUGCCCGAGUGCCACAUGGAGCUCCGAGAGGACACCAAGCACGUGAUCCUCUUUGUCCUCUACCUGGCCAUCUUUGUGGUGGGCCUGGUGGAGAACCUCCUGGUGAUAUGGGUCAGCUGGCGCUGCUUGGGCCGGGCGGGGCUGCUGAACCUCUACGUCCUCAACAUGGCCAUCGCAGACCUGGGCAUCGUCCUGUCUCUGCCUGUGUGGAUGCUGGAGGUCAUGCUGGACUACACCUGGCUCUGGGGCAGCUUCUCCUGCCGCUUCACGCACUACUUCUACUUUGCCAACAUGUACAGCAGCAUCUUCUUCCUGGUGUGCCUCAGCAUCGACCGCUACAUCACCCUCACCAGCACGUCACCCUCCUGGCAGCGCCACCAGCACCGAAUGCGGCGGGCCGUGUGUGCAGGAGUUUGGGUCCUCUCGGCCAUCAUCCCACUGCCCGAGGUGGUGCACAUCCAGCUGGUAGAGAGCUCCGAGCCCAUGUGCCUCUUCAUGGCGCCCUUUGAAACCUACAGCACAUGGGCCCUGGCGGUGGCCAUGUGUACCACCAUCCUGGGCUUCCUACUGCCCUUCCCGCUCAUGGUGGUCUUCAAUGUGCUGACGGCCUGCCGGCUUCGGCAGGCGGGAUGGCCUGAGGGCCGGCGCCACUGCCUCCUGGUGUGCGCCUACGUGGUCAUCUUCGCCAUCUGCUGGCUGCCCUACCACGUGACCCUGCUCCUGCUCACACUUCACGGGACCCACAUUGUCCUCCACUGCUACCUGGUCCACCUGCUGUACUUCUUCUACGACGUCAUUGACUGCUUCGCCAUGCUCCACUGUGUGGUCAACCCUAUCCUUUACAACUUCCUCAGCCCGAGAUUCCGGGACCAGCUGCUGAGUGCCGUGGUCCAUUACCUUCCCAAGGCCCGGGCCAGGGCAGACAGACGGGCUUCCUUGUCCUCCUCCUCCUCCACUCAGCAUUCCAUCAUCAUCACCAAGGAGGACGCCCAGCCUGCUGUGGCAGUCCCCCAGGACCACCAAGCCUGAACCGGUAGGCGCCAAGGACCUCACCCCUCUCCGUCCCUCAGUGUAGAUCCUACUCUCCAUCAGUGAAGAAGAAAGCUGCGGGUGUAGGUGAGAGAUUUUGGGGGGACGGGGGGAAGGGCCAAAAUGCUCACGGUUGAUUUUGAGUAUGUCUUAUAAAAGUGAGACGGGGAGGAGGUGGGGCAGGGAGGGGCAGAGAAUAGGUCUUUGGUGGUGUCCUGUUCGUUUCAAUCCUCGGGACUCAAGAAGAGACUUGGGAAAAAUGGUGAAAUAAGUAACGCAGACAGCCGUGACUCUGGCUCUUUCCAAAAUCUGUACCUCCAGCUCGGAUAGGCUAAAGAGAGGCUCAGCAGAAACUCGACACACUCAUUGCAACAAUCACCCUGGCCGGAAAGAGUGUGCUCCGCGGGGACCUCACACAACUUUCCUUUUGUGCUUGUGUGCUUGCUGAUUCCCCGCCCCCCCCACCACCACCACCACACUGUGCAGGCUGUGAGGACAAGCGGUCAGAGGCCAAGGAACCAGGAGGCCUCAGCAGUUUCCUAGCAUCCUCGGUGAUAUGAUGGAUGGAGGGGGUGAAGCAGAGGUCUGGUGCCCCACCCCCACCAUCCAGGAAGUGGCUCCAUUUCCUUGCUGAUACUCUCCCCUUCAUCCAUCCUGCUUCCCUCCCCACGAAGCAGAGGAACCAUCCCAGAGUCAAUGUUCCUCGGAGCCCACGUGCUCCCACCUUCAGAUGUAGGACAUUUCCAGACUUCUAGGAAGAGAUUCUAUCAGAAAUCCACCCCCAUCCCUCCCUUUCUCUCUAGAUCAUGGGAAAAUAUCAAGGGACAUCCAUUCUGACAGCAGACCUCGGGAGAGUCAGCAGCAGACGCUCCCGGAGGCUCUGUCCCUCAGCCCUUGUCCCCUGAGCAGGGGAUGGGGAAGUAGAAAUUUUCCGAUUCUGUCACAAGGCACAGCUCUGGUAUUCUAAGUCAGUCCUCACCCUUAAACUUCAUUCUCCCUGGCCAGGUCUUCCAUUAAUUUUCCUGUCCAGCAACUUACUUCUAUUCAUGCUUGUCCUAUAAAUAGGAAAAGAAGCCUUCUUGUUGACAAGUAGGUCUUCUGAAAAAGACUCAUUUAUCAAUUUGGGAAUCUAGGACCAUGUCCAUGAAGGAAAAGUCUAAGAAUCAGUCCCCAGCCCACUAGUUCCAAGUGCUUGGUGUCCUAACUCCGCCCGAGCAGAAUAAAGGGCUUGUGAACAUAAUCACUGACGGCCUCUGCUCUGCUCAAGAGCUCAGUAUUGCUGGAAUGUUUCACUUGGAAUAACCAUUUACUGACCUGGAGCACCGUCCCGCUUUUAGAAGUCUGAGAACUGCAUUUAUCUGAUGCACUAAACAUGUGCUCCGAUAGUGUAUGUACCCGUCUGUCAGGGGCACAGAGGGAAAUGCAGCAGCAGUCCCGCUCGCCGGACCCAAAAAUCCGAAAGGGUCUUAAGCGACAGAGAGCUACUCCGCGCGGCACAGAGCUGAAGGCUUUUUCAGCCAGGACAGUGGCUUGUGACUUGGGGUUGCAGGAAGGCAUUAACCUAACAA